This is a messenger RNA of Vicia faba (fava bean), 444 nucleotides long. The record is from the annotation of a GenBank genome assembly. NCBI's taxonomy places the organism in Eukaryota, Viridiplantae, Streptophyta, Magnoliopsida, Fabales, Fabaceae.
AUGUCCUAUUGUGCUCUCUUUCGCGUGCAGUUCUUCUGUCUUCUCUUCAGGUUCAUAGAAGCAAAAAUGGGUCGAGUAGAUGCAGCUGGUUCCAAGGGUAAGAAGAAGGGAUCUACAACCUUCACCAUCGACUGCGCUAAGCCUGUAGAGGACAAGAUCAUGGACAUUGCUUCUCUCGAGAAGUUUCUUCAAGAGAGGAUUAAGGUUGGUGGUAAGGCCGGUGCUCUGGGUGAUGCUGUUACUGUUUCUCGCGAGAAGAGCAAGAUCACUGUUACCUCUGAUAGCAACUUCUCCAAAAGGUAUCUCAAGUACUUGACCAAAAAGUACUUAAAAAAACACAAUGUCCGGGACUGGCUCCGUGUCAUUGCUUCUAACAAAGACAGAAAUGUUUAUGAGUUGCGAUACUUCAACAUCGCAGAGAAUGAAGGAGAAGAAGAGGAUUAG